AUGGUCCUUUUGCUCCGGAUAGCAGAGAAUCCGCGAUCGGUUCGCCGCGAUAUAAGCGUUGUUGAAAAAACGAAAUUCGAGAGCCUGAAACGGGAACAUGCAAAAGCUGAUAAUUUCGAUAAACUUCAGUGCGAAAUAGAAGACGCGACAACUGAGGAAGAAUUGCCGUCGGUGCGUGAUGAUUACGAAAAAUUGUUCUACACAACCAAAGGACUGUAUACUCGUUGGCAGGAAGAAAAGCAACCGGUACGGUCGUUGUGCAGUAGUACGAACGGGACAUACAUUGGACUAAAGGAAGCCGUUCGUGUGCUUUUGGAAACGCAAAGAGCUUUGCUAUCCAGGAAAGCUGCAGCUUCAACUACCAUGGAGGAGUUAGCUGUCCAGUUUCGCGGAAUGCGUGCAGAUCCCAUUGAUACACAACUACCGUCGUUUAGUCUUCCAACAUUUAAAGGAGAUAGAAAGCAAUGGGCUUCGUUCAAGGACAUCUUUAUCAGCAGUGUGGAUAAGAAAAGCCUUACGAAUGCGCUCAAACUACAGCUUCUUAUGUAUCACUUGGAGGGAGAAGCAAAAAGCUUAGUGAGUAGUUAUGCAAUCACCGAUGUCAAUUACAAAGAAGUUUGGGACACUUUGGUCGAACAGUAUGACAAGCCAAAAUUCGCUGUGUCAUCACUUGUAUCAACCUCCGACGAGGUGAUCCGCCAGCUCAAAGCCUUGGGUCCAGUUGACAAGCCGCCAUUGCCGAGCGUGGAAAGCUGGAUAGAUAACCCAACCUUCCAGGAACUGCUCAAAUUCCUCAAACGAAAAUGUGAUGCAUUUGAAACCUGUGUUGCGUUCGGAGGAAAACAAAUGGAACACGUCAAGAAGGAGAUCUACAAGGAAGGAAGGAAAGGUCCCGCGUUUAAAAAGGAGAUGAGUAGUUUUGGUAUUGCCCAACAAUUGUGUCCUUUGUGCUCUUCAGUUGAUCAUGCCAUUUAUCAGUGUGUCACUAUCAAAGAAGCUUCAGUGAAGGACAGGUGGGAAUUGGUACAACGCGCAAGGCUGUGCUUUAAUUGUUUGCGUCCUAACCACGGUGUGAAAUCAUGUCCUUCCAAGUCUUCAUGCCGUACGCCGAAUUGCCAGCAAAGGCACCACACUAUGCUAUGCCUGACCAGUAAUCCAGAGUCUUCUAGCAACAUCUCAACCGUCGAAGAGCUACCAUUCACCAAUGUAGAAAAUGAUGAAGGUACCAAGCAAGUAACAUCCUAUUUAGCAAAUGUCAAAACAGUUGCGUCUCUCGUCGUUGGAACACUACCGACUGCUAUCGUUCGUCUAAGGGGAAAAGAUGGCCAGCUACACGCAGUAAGAGCCAUGAUCGACAGUGGAUCUCAAUCAUCGCUAAUUUCGGAACAUUGUGUUAAAGUGCUAGGGUUGAGAAGAGAGAAUGCAAAACUUGUCGUAUCGGGCAUUGCUAGUGGGACAUCGGAGACCACUAGAGGGAUGGUUGACUUAGACCUGUUUUCUCGGUUCAACGACGAACCUAUAAUUCGAACGAAAGCAUAUGUGCUGAGCAAGCUGACCAUCAACUUACCAAGCCGAAGGAUUGAUUCAACCCGACUACAGUGUCUGGAAUCGUUAAUGCUGGCUGAUCCAGAGUUUGGAUAG
Molecule: messenger RNA, 1641 nt
Organism: Armigeres subalbatus
Lineage: Eukaryota; Metazoa; Arthropoda; Insecta; Diptera; Culicidae
Exons: 3
Coding region: 1-1641 (546 amino acids)
Biological process (GO): proteolysis
Molecular function (GO): aspartic-type endopeptidase activity
Source: RefSeq, a predicted model, not a curated record